Vigna unguiculata (cowpea) is the source of this 1346-nucleotide messenger RNA. RefSeq names its product 2-methyl-6-phytyl-1,4-hydroquinone methyltransferase, chloroplastic-like. Gene Ontology annotation, biological process: methylation. NCBI's taxonomy places the organism in Eukaryota, Viridiplantae, Streptophyta, Magnoliopsida, Fabales, Fabaceae. The record is from RefSeq and is a predicted model, not a curated record. Gene Ontology annotation, molecular function: 2-methyl-6-phytyl-1,4-benzoquinone methyltransferase activity.
UCUCUUACCGCAUAAUCCUUACUUACACAACUCUACCAACAAUUUUCUCUCCCUCUCCUGUUUUCAUGACAUAAACAAUCAACAGUUGCUUUCCAUUUUCCACACGCAAUGUGCCAUUCAUUGCAACUGUAGUAUUAUUACCCUUUCUUCAUAUAUAUCAGUUAUGGCCUCCUUAAUGCUGAGUGGAGCCCAGAAUCCAAAGCUCAUCACUGGCUUAGCCUCAACUGCUGUUAACUUGAACGACAAGUGCUUGUUCAACAAGGGUGUGCUGUCUCGUAACAAGUUGAGGGUCAGAAAAAACAUGAGCCUGAGAUGCAGCCUCUCAGCCUCAAGGCCUGCUUCUCAGCCCAGGUUCAUCCAGCACAAGAAGGAGGCAUUUUGGUUCUACAGGUUUCUGUCUAUUGUGUAUGAUCAUAUAAUAAAUCCUGGGCACUGGACCGAAGACAUGAGGGAUGAGGCGCUGGAGCCUGCCCAACUCUUCAGCCGUAAGCUGAGGGUGGUGGAUGUCGGAGGUGGAACUGGCUUCACAACUCUUGGAAUAGUGAAACAUGUGGAUGCCAAAAACGUCACAAUUCUUGACCAGUCACCCCACCAGCUUGCCAAGGCUAAGAAGAAGGAGCCCCUGAAAGAAUGCAAGAUAAUUGAGGGUGAUGCAGAAGAUCUUCCAUUUCCAACCGAUUAUGCUGAUAGAUAUGUUUCUGCUGGAAGUAUUGAAUACUGGCCAGACCCGCAGCGUGGCAUUAAGGAAGCCUACAGAGUGCUAAGGAUAGGGGGAAAAGCCUGUGUUAUUGGUCCGGUCCACCCAACAUUUUGGCUGUCUCGGUUCUUUGCAGAUGUGUGGAUGCUGUUCCCGAAAGAGGAAGAGUACAUUGAAUGGUUUAAAAAGGCUGGUUUCAAAGACGUUGAGCUGAAAAGGAUCGGUCCAAAAUGGUAUCGUGGGGUGCGCAGGCACGGUCUCAUCAUGGGUUGCUCAGUCACAGGAGUGAAGCCUUUGUCUGGAGACUCUCCCCUCAAGCUUGGUCCCAAGGUAGAGGAUGUGAAGAAGCCUGUAAAUCCACUGGUGUUUCUUUACCGGUUCAUCCUUGGUGUAAUUGCAUCCACUUACUUCGUACUAGUACCAAUCUACAUGUGGAUCAAAGACAAAAUUGUUCCAAAGGGCAUCCCCAUUUAAGAUUGGAAAAACGUAGGAGGAAACUUAGUUCUGUGCCAUUGCUAGCUUUGUCUGUUUUUGUUGGAGAGGAUUUUACUGAGUUUAAUUUGUAUCUGUCAUUUGGCAAAGAGAUAUAGAAUGUGUGAUGUGGUAGCCUCUUGUUCGAUCACUAAAAUGUUGUGCUUCUCUUUUGCUU